CGAAUCAUUUCUCUUCCUCUUUCAUAGUCAACCCCUAGCCGAAGCUACCUGAUGUCCUUAGUCUAGGCCUUAAAAUACAACAAAAUGGGAUUUGUAAAAGUCAUAAAAAAUAAGGCGUACUUCAAGCGUUUUCAAGUAAAAUUCAAGAGAAGGCGUGAAGGAAAAACAGACUACUACGCGCGUAAACGGCUUAUUUGCCARGACAAGAACAAGUACAACACGCCAAAGUACCGUCUUAUUGUACGUAUCACUAACAAGGACAUAAUUUGCCAGGUAGCGUAUGCCAAAAUUGAGGGAGACAAGAUUAUUGCUGCUGCAUACUCUCAUGAGCUCCCCAAUUACGGCAUCAAGGUCGGGUUGACUAACUAUGCAGCGGCAUAUUGUACUGGUCUGCUGAUUGCUCGUCGUCUACUCACUGCUCUCAACCUACACGAAAUCUACACUGGAAAUGAUGAUGUGAAUGGAGAUGAAUUCAAUGUGGAAAGUGUUGAUGGCGCCCCUGGUGCUUUCCGUUGCUUCCUGGACAUUGGUUUGGCCCGUACCACAACUGGUGCCAGGGUCUUUGGUGCAUUAAAGGGUGCUGUUGAUGGUGGCUUGGACAUYCCUCACAGCAUGAAGAGAUUCCCAGGCUAUGACUCAGAGUCCAAGGAAUUCAAUGCUGAGAUCCAUCGUAAGCACAUAUUUGGUCAGCAUGUUGCUGAUUACAURCGGCAGUUGGCUGAAGAUGACGAGGAUGCCUACAAGCGUCAGUUUUCUCUGUUCAUUAAGGAGGGAGUUGAUGCUGAUAGUAUUGAAGCAUUGUACAAGAAUGCUCACAGUGCCAUCAGAGCCAAUCCUGUACGCAAGGAGAAGMCAAAACGAGAUGUAACCUCUAGAAGGUUUAACCGCAAGAAGAUGUCAAGGCAACAGCGUAAGGAUCGUGUGAAGCAGAGACAGCAGGCUUUUCUUCGUGCRAAGGAAAAUGAUGAAUAAGAAUCAAUAAAUGUUCUCUGAGCAACAUUGUUGCACAGAAAUUCAUCAGAA
Messenger RNA from Exaiptasia diaphana, 1023 nucleotides. RefSeq names its product 60S ribosomal protein L5. NCBI's taxonomy places the organism in Eukaryota, Metazoa, Cnidaria, Anthozoa, Actiniaria, Aiptasiidae. Bases 85 to 972 code for a protein of 295 amino acids. The record is from RefSeq and is a predicted model, not a curated record. Gene Ontology annotation, biological process: translation; ribosomal large subunit assembly. Gene Ontology annotation, molecular function: structural constituent of ribosome; 5S rRNA binding. The transcript has 7 exons. Gene Ontology annotation, cellular component: ribosome; cytosolic large ribosomal subunit.